This is a messenger RNA of Peromyscus maniculatus bairdii (prairie deer mouse), 2808 nucleotides long. NCBI's taxonomy places the organism in Eukaryota, Metazoa, Chordata, Mammalia, Rodentia, Cricetidae. The record is from RefSeq and is a predicted model, not a curated record.
CAAAGUGGGAUCAGUCCCUCGGGAGUCCCCACCGCGACCACUGCAGACUGCGGGACUGGGGGCGGGGGCAUGCACAAUUGUCCCCAUCCUUCUCCGCCCCGCCUAGCGAGUUCUGCCUGAUCUCUUGGCCUAAUUCCCUGGUGGAAGUCCAGAGCCGGCUGUGGAGAGGGAAGGCCAUCUCCCCACCCCGCCCUGCGGUCCUCUGUCCCGCAGGCACAGGGCCUUAGGGCCUCCUCGGGUGCAGGCCCUCGCUCCGGGUGACCCUGGUAGCCAGCGCGGCAGGUGCAGCCCCGAGGCAGCGCGUGGCAGAUGCAGAUCUCCAGAGUGGUACCCGUGACAGCCGUGAAGUCAUUCCAGGCUGUCAGCCCUGUGUCUGACAAUCUGAUGUGAAGAUGGCAGCCAGGGUGAUCUGGGGUAGCCUCGGCCUGCUUCGAGUCUUGUGGUGUCUCCUUCCCCAGACUGGCUACAUACACCCAGAUGAGUUCUUCCAGUCCCCCGAGGUCAUGGCAGGUGCGCACCAGCACACUCAGCUUGAGAACAAGAACCAUGGCAUGGGGGGCCUAACUCCGCCACAGGGCUCAACAGAGGACAUCCUUGGAGUGCAGGCUUCGCGGCCCUGGGAGUUUUACCCCAGCAGCUCCUGCCGCACCGUGGUCUUUCCACUGCUGACCUCUGGCUCUACCUUCUGGUUGCUCAGGCUCUGGGAAGAGCUGGGGCCCUGGCCUGGUCUGGGUGACAAUGAAGAACAAGAAAAAUUACUGAAGAAAAGCUGUACAUUAUAUGUUGGAAAUCUUUCCUUUUAUACAACUGAAGAACAGAUUUAUGAACUCUUCAGCAAAAGUGGUGACAUAAAGAAGAUCAUCAUGGGUCUGGAUAAAAUGAAGAAGACGGCAUGUGGGUUCUGUUUUGUGGAAUACUAUUCGAGAGCGGACGCAGAGAAUGCCAUGCGGUACAUAAACGGGACUCGUCUGGAUGACCGGCUCAUCCGCACAGACUGGGAUGCAGGCUUUAAGGAGGGCAGGCAGUAUGGACGUGGACGAUCCGGGGGUCAGGUUCGAGAUGAGUAUCGGGAAGACUACGAUGCUGGCAGAGGCGGCUAUGGCAAACUGGCACAAAAACAGUGAGUGGAGAGAGCCCAGUACAGCUCACUCUUGACUGUUGAUGAGUGUGACCCAAGGGUCGGUCGGAUCUCUGUGGCAUGGAAGCCACUUCCGGUUUUCUUCUGAAAUAUUAAAAGACAGAAUCCAAAAGAAUGCCUUUAAUUCUGGUCUUAUUAGGUUGACUUUCUGUUACUAGGUCAAAAACUGUAAUCCUGGGCAACAGACUCAUUCUGUGCUGAUUAAACUGUCAGCCGGAAUCUACACUUCAUUUUAAGAACUGACUUUAUAGCCGGGCGGUGGUGGCGCACGCCUUUAAUCCCCGCACUUGGGAGGCAGAGGCAGGCGGAUCUCUGUGAGUUCAAGGCCAGCCUGGGCUACAGAGUGAGUUCCAGGACAGGCUCCAAAAGCUACACAGAGAAACCCUGUUCAAAAAACAAGACAAAAAAAAGAAUUGACUUUACAAGUAGUCUGGUAAUCUUCAUGGGGAGUGAUGUCAUUUUUUACAUUUUAGGUUUGCAUGUGUAUUGCUGAGAUUUUGCUAUAGUCUGUAGCUUUGCUCUAAAUUAGGAACAGGUACUUUCAACUGGAUUUGCUUUUUAUAUUUCAAUAUGGCUGGCACAAAAGUCAGCCUUAAUUAAGGCCCUAUGAUGCUACCUGCUUCUGUGCUUUAUAUUGUCAGGACAGUAUCAGGACUUGAAGAAUGGUCACUAAACACAUUCCUCAAAAGAUACAAAUGUUUCACUGACAAUUUAAAACAAAACAAGAAACAACAACAGAAAACCCAGAAACAAACAAAAACCCUCAAGGACUUUGUUAGAGAGUCUCUGUUAUCCUAAGAAGUUGGGGAAAGACACUUGUCAGCAGGGAAUGGAAUGAAAGUUCAAACACUGUCUGGACAUGGAAGCUGCGAUUGGGCCAUUGGAUUAUUGUUUCCUAUUUUCAAAAUGACUUGGACUAGAAUGGGCUUUUAAAGGGGGCUUCAGCCAGGCCUAUAAUCCUGGCUACUUAGGAGGCUGAAGCAAGAGAAUCAAAAGUUCAAGGCCAGGUGGGGCACCUUUGAGUCUGCCUCAAAAUAGGAACAGAAAAGGGGUGGGUGGGGGGCACAGUGGUUAGAUACUUAUGUGAGUGGUUCUGGGUUUAGGACUGCCUAAACAAUAAGAGUUUGAAACUGGGAAUGUUUAACAACAGAAAGCAUCCUCCAGGAAAUGUCUGUUGUAACUGGUACACAUCCUUCAGUCUGUUUUCUUUUUUUCCCUCAAAUUGUGCUUGCUGAGGCCCGUGCAUUAACAGUAAGCUGGAGGUCUCUACAGAGAGAGUCUAGAGGAUUUUGCGUUUUCUUUCUAAUACUACAUAUGAGUAAUUUUUCAAGAUAGAAAAAAAAGGGAAAUCUUUUCAUCUGUUACUUUUUUACUAAAGCAUCUUCUAAUUCUCACUAGUUUUUCAAAGUUGGGGCAGAACAUCUUUGAGGCUGAAUUAAGUGUGGUUUUCUUGGAGCUGUAACUACUGUAGUGGACCAGCUUAGGAAGCCCGUUUGCAAACUUAAUGAGGAGACACUUGAGUUUUAAAAUAAAGGUUUUUGUACUGCAGUUUGAACCGUUUAUCAUAUUCUUUUGUAGUAAAAUGUAACUCAGAUUUCUAUAAUCUUGUGACCCAAAACAGUGGGAAUUUUAUCUUCUGUAACAAGUUUCAAUAAAUUUAGACCAACUUA